Cuculus canorus (common cuckoo) is the source of this 3045-nucleotide messenger RNA. It is a transcript of the gene E4F1, whose product is annotated as E4F transcription factor 1. Gene Ontology annotation, cellular component: nucleus. NCBI's taxonomy places the organism in Eukaryota, Metazoa, Chordata, Aves, Cuculiformes, Cuculidae. The record is from RefSeq and is a predicted model, not a curated record. The transcript is spliced from 14 exons. The annotation marks the transcript as partial.
CACGGCCGUAAAGCCGCCAUCUUGACGGUGCGGCGCGUUGCGACAUGGAGGCCGCGAUGGCGCUUACGGCAGCCGCGGCGAGGGGGGGGGGCGGCCGCGGCGGGGUCCCGCGGCGGAAGCGACACCGACACCAGUCCCGGCCCCGGCGCCUUCCUCCGCCUCCCCGCGCCCUUCAGUGAGGAAGAUGAGGAUGACGUGCACAAGUGUGGCCGCUGCCAGUCGGAGUUCACCUCCCUGGAGGAUUUUGUGCAGCACAAGAUGCAAAAGGUCUGCCAGCGGGUUCCCGAUGCGCUGCCCGCCGCACCAGCAGCACUCCUUGGCCAAGAGGCACAAAAGCAGGUCGUCCCUUCCGUCGAGGAGUCAAUAACUGUCGCUCACAUAGUUGUGGAAGCAUCUUCCAUAGCAGAGGAAAUCAGCAAUACGUCAGCUGUAGUAGGCAGUGGGCACAUCAAAGAAGUCAUUGUUGCAGGAGACCAUGUGUUUGAAAACCCAAAUGGUCACGUUGAUGGGGAAGUGGCUGAAGAGCAAGGCAACCCUGAUGAGCAGGAGCAGGAUAUUUCCACAGAGCUGAUAAAGGUUAAGCUGCUGGUUAACAAGGAGGGGCGAUACGUGUGUGAGCUGUGCCAGAAGACGUUCAAAACAGCAAGCAUCCUCAAAGCUCACAUGAUCACGCACAGCAGCAGGAAGGACUAUGAAUGUAAGCUCUGUGGCACUUCCUUCAGGACAAAAGGUUCUCUGAUUCGACACCACCGGCGUCACACUGAUGAAAGACCUUACGAAUGUAAGAAAUGUGGGAAAAGCUUCCGGGAAUCAGGAGCUUUGACUCGGCACCUGAAAUCCUUGACACCUUGCACCGAAAAAAUGAACUUUAACAUGAACAAAGAAAUAGUAGUCAGCAAGGAUGAUCUGCCAACAGGAUCCUGUAGCUCAAAUACAGACACCGUUUCAUCGAUAGCAAGUGAAUCCAUCGAGACCUCUCCUGUCAUUCAUCUUGUGACAGAUGCAAAAGGCAACGUUCUUCAUGAAGUCCAUGUCCAAAUGCAGGAGCUUCCUGUUGUGGAUGCAAAUUCGCUGGACCAAGAUCAGCCGCAUGCCGAGGAGCUGCCGUGUGAGGGGGAGGUCAACAGUGAGAAUCUGCUGCGGCAGGCCAUGAGGAACUCAGGGAUCGUGAUAGAGAGAGUCGCUAUGGAGGAGGUGCCCAAGCCUGUUGAGCCUGCUGCAGCUGCUGCAGGAGAGCUGGAAAAUGAAGCAGUGGAAGCAGAAGAGGAGCCGUGUGGGGAACAGUGCGUUGAAGUAGAACAAGCAGAGUCUACAGAUGCGGAAAGAACAAACGGGUACAAAAGUUAUGUUUGCCCUUACUGUAAUGAAACCUUCAGUGAAGCUGCUUCCCUCGAAACACACAUCAAGAGCCAUUUAGAUUACAAACCUUUCAAGUGCGAGGAGUGUGGCAAAGAGUUCACAAAGGGCUACCUGCUGAGGAAGCACCAAGAAGUGCACGUGAACGAACGGCGAUUCCGCUGUGGAGAGUGCGGCAAGCUCUACAAGACCAUUGCGCACGUGAAGGGGCAUCGAAGGGUGCAUUCGGAUGAGCGGCCGUAUUCCUGCCCAAAGUGCGGCAAGCGCUACAAGACGAAGAAUGCCCAGCAAGUUCAUUUCCGCACACACUUGGAGGAUAAGCCCUACGUCUGCCAGUACUGCAGCCGCGGCUUUCGGGAGAAGGGCUCGCUGGUCCGCCACAUCCGCCAUCACACGGGGGAGAAGCCUUUCAAGUGCUACAAGUGCGGGCGAGGGUUUGCAGAGCACGGCACCCUCAACAGGCACCUAAAGACCAAAGGUGGCUGCCUCCUCGCUUUGAAAGAGGUGGAAGAAGUGAUUGUGUCGGAGGAAAGUCAGUCUGCUGACAACUUAGCGGCGACGGUCAUUUCGGAAGAUCCUCACACUGUUUUGGUAGAGUUUUCCUCGGUGGUGGCGGAUACUCAGGAAUACAUCAUUGAGACUGCUACUGAAGACAUGGAGACAAGUGAAGCCACAGAAAUAAUCGAGGGAACAAGACACGAGGUCGACAGCCACAUUAUGAAGGUCGUGCAACAAAUAGUAAAUCAAGCAAACUCCGGUCACCAGAUCAUUGUACAGAACGUCACCGUGGCGGAAAACACCAGUGUGACCACAGAUGCCACAGACACCAUCACCAUCGCCACCCCUGAGAGCCUGACGGAGCAGGUGGCAAUGACGCUGGCAUCUGCCAUCAGGGAAGGAGCGGUGCUCACUGCAGAGGGGAGCAUCGAGACAGAGGAAGGGACAGUGACGAUGGUGGCAUCCGAGGACAUCGAGAUAAUGGAACAUGCAGGAGAGUUUGUGAUCGCCUCCGAAGAGGGGGAGGUGGAAGUCCAGACGGUUAUCGUGUAAUGGAGGGCAUGCAGCCAGCGACAAUAUUGAUGUAGAACAGAGUGGUCGUCUCCAGUCUGGGGAUUUGGAUCAGUCCUAAGAUUGCCCUUAUAUUCGUUCAGAGCAGAGGGUGCUUCCCUAGGGCAGCACAUCGGUACAGCCCCAAAAUGGAAACAACGGUACUGAAGAACCUCUACACGGUUCCGCGGUGGCAGUGACUGGUAUGCAGGAUUUGAGUCUCGGUAUCUUGUCAGCUGCCUCAAAGAUCUCUGCCUAGCGUUUACCUCUGGGCCCAGGACAGCAGCGUUCCGUGUUUUAGAUUUAAGGGGAUUCAGAGAGAAGCGAGUCUUUAGGGCCUCCUAAGAGACUCCUUCAUUGCGUGCAUUUUAAAACCAACAAAGGAAACCAAACCUGAGGAGCUCUGGUGUACGUUCACCACCACUCAGAACCAUUCAUGCCUUUAACCUCACUCCUUUAGCCCUCCUGAGGCAUGGUACUGCAGUAUUUUUCCAUGAUAUCCUGGACACGUAGCCUUAUGUACUGGUCUGUGAGAGAAUGCAUCCUAGUACCCUCGCUGUGCCGGCCAGGCUGCUCGGAGAGCUCCUCUGUCGGUCUGUAAAGCCAUAUUGUAUAGGAAUUUUGGGUUUUGUAACCAUAUAU